Messenger RNA from Adineta steineri, 1800 nucleotides. The record is from the annotation of a GenBank genome assembly. NCBI's taxonomy places the organism in Eukaryota, Metazoa, Rotifera, Eurotatoria, Adinetida, Adinetidae.
AUGUUGUUUUUUGCUUUUGAUCGUUUACCUGUCGAAUUAAUUCUUAUGAUAUUUCAAUAUUUAUCUGGUAAUGAUAUAUUUCUAUCAUUUUCAAAUACAAGUUUUUAUAUAAAUAAUAUUUUAAAAUCCUAUAAUAAAUAUUCAUUAAAUUUUAUUUCAUCUACAAGAGAAAAAUUUGAUUAUAUAUUAUCAAAUAUAGAAUUCAAUAAAAUUAUUUCAUUAACAUUAUCAAAUGGAGAAUUAACCGGUGGCCAAUUUAAUCUUUUUCUUUCAAAAUAUUCACCGUCAUUUUAUUUAUUUAAUAAUUUAUAUUCUUUAACUCUUCAUUGUAUUCAAAUGAAAAAAACUGAAUAUAUACAAUUAAUCGAAGCGUUUAAACAAUUUCAAAAUUUACGUUUAUUAUAUCUUAAUCAAAUAAGUUUAAUCGAUAUUGAUGAUUGUUUUAUAUCAGCAUUUAAUCAACUCAAUAGUCAUUGUUUAAUCAAACUCAAUAAUUGUGAACAAUUGAAUAUUAGUUCAUUGUCAAAUAAAUUACAAUAUUGGAAAUCAAAUUGUUUUAAUUUCUAUCGUCAACAAUGGACUUGUCUUCGUGGAAUUAAAUUAAAAGACUUAUCGCGAACAUCAUUAAAUCAUCUCUUACAUUUAACACCACAAUUAAUUUCAUUAAUUAUCGAAUGUGAAAUAGAUAAAAAUACAUCAUCACCAAAUUUUCGUCUUGUACCAAAUUUAAAACAACUUAUAUUUUCAUGUCAAAAUUUAACAUUUCAUUAUUUAAUUGUCGAAAUUGGUUUAGAUACAUUAUCAAAAUUAAAACAUCUUCAAAUUAAAUGUAAUACAAGUACGGAUGAACUUAUUUUUAAUGGUGAUCAAUGGAAAAUAUUUUUAUCUCAAUCAUUUUCUUAUUUAAUUAAAUUUGAUAUUUAUUUCAAAUAUUCAUAUAAAAAAAAUUUAUCAUUAAAUACAUUUCGUACACAAUUUUGGCUUGAAGAAAAAAAAUGGUUUGUUGCGCUAUGUCAUUGUCAAUAUUCGAAUAAUUUAGAAUUAUUUACUGUACCUUGUUUUAAUACAACAAUUAAAUUAUCACAAUCGAUUAUUGAUACAACAUCACCUUCAUUCGAAUAUCUUACUUCAAAUAUUCAUAGAUUUGAUAAUAGUUGUUUAAUUGAUAAAAAUAAUAAUUAUGAUAUUUUAUUAGAUUCUCAUCGUUAUGAAUAUAUUGAAACAUUAGAUAUUAUUAUUCAAAAUAAAUUCGAUAGUAUUUCAUGUUGGAUAGUAGAUUAUAAACAAAUACUUGAUUUACUUGAAUAUAUGCCAAAUGUAUUUAAAAUUAUUUUAAAUUCUUGGCCAAAGAAAGAUUCUUGGUUACAAAUUAAAAAAGGAAAUUCACGAAUUAAUUCAAUUGAAUUACCUGCUCUGCAUAAAACUAAUGAUAAUCGAUUACCAAGUGGAUUAAAACCCAUCUUUUCUCAUUUAUUUCCUUGUAUUAAACAUAUUUAUAUGUAUGUUCAUUAUCCGGAAUUAUGUUAUCAAUUGGAUAAAUAUACUUUACCAUGGAAGAAUUUAUCAAGUCUUCAAAUAAAAUAUUUUUUCAGUAAUAAUAUUACUGAAGAUGAAGAUGAGAAAAAUCGAUAUAAUAUAUGGAAAGAAAUAUUUCUUAAUGAAAUUUUACCUAUACAAUGUCAACGAAAUUUUACAUUUACAGAUGUUGAUAAUAAACUUAAUAUUUGGUUUGGUGAAAUAAUAGUAAAUGAAGAGAAAUUUCAAAAUAAUAAUCAAAUAGAAAAAGUAUUUUGUUAUUAA